AUGUGGAAAACUAGUUGGAGACACGAGAGUUCAAAGAGCACCAGUGAAGGUGGCAAGUUGAAAAGCAAAGGUUGCAGCUAUGGUUCUGUUGAAAUUUUAAAAAAUGCUCCAGCAUCUUUAAGUUCUGAUGUGAAAGAAAAGGCUGAUCCGUAUGAGGCUAGUGUUGCAGUACCAGUGGACAUCCUGAGUACAAAACGUAAAGUAGGUCACCCAAAGAAGAAAGGAAAAAAAUCUCGUGCUAUUCCUGGGUCUUCAGGCUGUGGGGUUGUACAAGUUCAUGUGGAUCUAAUAAGUCAUGGCUCUGAAGGAAAUUUGGAGAGGUCUAAGCCAGAAGCACCAGUUGUUACCGUAGAGGACUCUUCUCUGCAGAGACUUCCCGAAGCUAAUGUUAGUUGCUCAAUUGAAGUGGGUUUGGAUACCUUCAAACUUGCUCCGCCUCUGCGUAAAGUUUCUGCAACAAGAACUAGCAGUGGGUUGAAGAUUACAGUAGGCAAAGGGAAUAGAGCAUCGAAAUGUUCCAAUGAGAAUGUCAGUAGUAUCUCUGGUCCAUUAUGGAAGAUUUCGAGACACCGAAAAAGGGCAAAGGAAGUUAUGAGUUCAUCUAAAGGCAGAAUCAAAAUACUGGCAAACGAUUUGAAGGAUGAACAACCUACCGACUAUAAGAUUCACCUGCGGACUCCGGGAAGUAAAACGGUGAAGAAAGAAGUAUCUCCACUGCCUUCUUCCAAGAGUAAAAAGAAGAACCAAUUUUCAAGUGGCCAAGAAGGUCCUUAUUUUAAUCCCGAACGGUCUAGAUCUGGAAGUCUACUUAUACCUCCAUUAGAGUUUUGGCGAAACCAACAUGUCCUGUAUGAUAAGGUAGUAAAUCUGAGCCACCGAAAGCAAAAAGAAAACUGUUAUGAUGCUUUGACAUAG
Molecule: messenger RNA, 915 nt
Organism: Papaver somniferum (opium poppy)
Lineage: Eukaryota; Viridiplantae; Streptophyta; Magnoliopsida; Ranunculales; Papaveraceae
Product: kinetochore-associated protein KNL-2 homolog
Exons: 5
Coding region: 1-915 (304 amino acids)
Source: RefSeq, a predicted model, not a curated record